Messenger RNA from Histoplasma mississippiense, 285 nucleotides. RefSeq lists its product with no specific name. The transcript is spliced from 2 exons. The record is from RefSeq and is a predicted model, not a curated record. NCBI's taxonomy places the organism in Eukaryota, Fungi, Ascomycota, Eurotiomycetes, Onygenales, Ajellomycetaceae. Bases 1 to 285 code for a protein of 94 amino acids.
AUGCAACUUUGCGAAAUCAACCAAGUCGAGAACAUCAGUGGCCUCUAUGUGGUGAAAAUGAUCCUGAUCCGCGCCUGCAAGGAGCCCCCUGAGGCGUUUCGCGUUUAUCUUUGCAUCUCGAGUCUCAGUUUCCCGGAUCCCAUCCCCUUCCUCCAUGUCAGCAGCUCCUACUACUUCACAAGCACGCUGCUCUACAUGGACGGCUAUCAACGAGUUCCGAUCAUGGUCUUUUUUGGGUAUUCUCGAGGCCGAUUUAUUCGAAACGAAGUCCAUGAAUUGGGCUAG